AACUCAUCCAAAAUAUUAACCUCUCCCACCCAGAGCCAACACAUCCCAAGCUUUCACAUUCUCUUGCUUUUCACUGACAGGAUAUGCCAAUGUUUCAGGUGAAGUUUGACACACAUUUUAUACUUUUAGUUUGACAUUAAUGUUCAACUAAUUAUUCUAUUAAUGAAACCGUGGGUUUACCUAGCAUUAAUUUUUUUAGCUUAGUCUCUGGCCUUCAUGUUACAGUUAAGGUAGGAUUAGUGUAGUGGGGUGGUUCAUGAGCGGUGUAGACCCGUUUCCAUGCUUUAUCUCCACGACUCCAGUUAGGCUAUGAUACCUGUGAUAAUAGUGAAAUGCUUACGUACUGCAACAAAAGUGCACAUCUGGGGAACCUUUUGACAUUUCCAUUUUAAAUGGGGGGAAAAAAGUUAGUAAUCAGGACAAGCGACACUUAUUACAGCAGAAUACCUAGUGAGUGUUGUCCACCUGUAGCGGUGAGCAUGACUGGAGUUUCAGAACACUGUGGUUCCCAGACCUAUGAUGGGAACUCAAAUGCUGAAGCCAUGAUAGACAGGGAGUGGAACAGGGCUUGUUUUAUAUUUGUGAUGGCUAUCGCAUAAUACUUGAGGCACAACUUUCACUAGUCCAUACUUGUGGAUACAGAUGGGGCUAUUUUAUAUCUAAAGGAUUUAUGAAUAAAGAAGAAUCAAUGGAACUCCUGACAUACUGCCCAAUUCAGGAUUGAAGCAAGUGUGGGCAGAUGGGGUGAGACUGCUCCCAAGAAGACAAACCAGUACCUCACCGCCAAUAUGCCACUGCCACCACCACUCUGCACUCAGCUUGACACUGCAAUCAUUGGCCACUGACAAUUACAAUCAAUGUAUUUUAUAGUGAACAUUACUUCAGUCGCACCAAGUCAAGUCAAGUCAAGUUUAUUCGUCACAGACACAUACGAGAUGUGCAGUGAAAUGAAAGUGGCAAUGCUCGCGGACUUUGUGCAAAAGGACAAACAAACAAACAACCAAACAAACUAUAAACACAAUCAUAAACACACACGUAUUCUUUUACAUAUUAAAUAUUGGAAGGAAAAACGUUCAGUAAAGUUAGUCCCUGGUGAGAUGGGAGUUUACAGUCCGAAUGGCCUCUGGGAAGAAACUCCUUCUCAAUCUCUCCUUUCGCACUAUAUACUCACCAGUAUUUUUACAUAUGAUUCCUAUUGAUCUGUGUUUUGUAAGAAGAAGUUUGUGUUGCUUCCUUGAUACUCCUCCCACAACCCUGGAAUUGGCUCUUCCCCACCUCAGAAUUAUGAGAGGCAUAGAAAGGAUAGGCAGCCUUCUUUCUGUGAUGGGAAAUUAGAGGGUGUAGAUUUAAGGUGAAAGCGAUGAGGUUUAAAGGAGAUGUGUGGGGCAAGUAUUUUACACAGAAUGGUGAUGUACGGGGCAAGUAUUUUUCAUAGUGUUGCUAGGAGUGGUGGUGGAGGCAUGCAAUAGUGGUAUUUAAGAGGCUUUUAGACAGGCACACAGAAGUGCAGGGAACGGAGGGAUGUAGAUUAUGCGGACAAGUGAUUAGUUUAACUUGGCACUGUGUCCUGAUCUGUUCUAUGUUAAGAAUGUGAAGCAAAAUUUAAAUAAAAGACAAAACAAAAUAAUCUCAUCUAUUUUAUGAAAGAGCCGAGACAUAUUUAUAGUUUAUGAUUUUAAAAGGUAACUUCCUAUAGGCUGUGAAUAGUCUGAUAGUUAUUUUGUGUUUGUUGCACAUACAGAUACCAAAAUAGAAAUGUGCCUGGUGAUAAUUGGUGUUAUCCUAGCACCAGUUUCCAUGUUGCUGCUGCUGCUCCUGCUGCCACCAUGUGGUACAUUGUUCCCCGUGAGGUAAACCAAUAUCUCUUCCAACGGACUCGAGCAUUACUCAGAGAUCUUCAUUUGGAAACGAUUCAUCAAAUGAUUCAGCAGAAAUUAAUUAUGUGUCACAGAGUCAGUAGAGGGCAGUGAGCUGUAAAGUGACUUUAAAUCCUUUGUCCUCAACCUCUCUUCAAGACAGCAAGUCAAGCUAAAACAUUUUGUGAUGGCAGAAAAUAAAGACUGUGAGCAGUCUACCAAACCAGAGGAUGACCCAGGUGUAUGUGUAUCUGAAAUAUCAGUCUACAUGAACAAUGUAGAUGGAAUAUCGCCCGUGAAAAGGAAAAGUCCACGAAUAACAACCAAGUCCAAAUUCUUACAGAAAUGCCGAUUUGGUGAAAUGACUGAGUGUUUCUUUAUAAACAAAAAAAUUAUCCUCCUCACUCUGCUGCUUCUUGUUAUUGUAAUAAUAACUUGGACCUUACUGUGGGUCUUUGUUUUGAGAAGUCCAAACAACAAUGCUUUGUAUUUUGCUGGAUUAUUCCGCAUAGCUGAUGUUGAAUUUAUUCCUGAGUAUCGAAGGAAGGACUCCCCUGAGUUUCUAUACAUGGCAGAUAGAGUUCAGCAAGUGAUUAAUAAUGUUUAUGGGAAAUCGCUUUUCUCCAAGUUAUACAAGCAGUCGACCAUUUCUGACUUGAGUGACAACAACUAUGGUGGUGUUCUCGUUCAUUUCUGGAUUGUCUUUGUGGUCCCAAAUAUGAAGACUUUGUUUGCGUGUGAGGACUGUGUUAGUGCUGUCUUAAAGGACUCGAUCCAGACAAGCCUGGUAAACCGUACAUCGAUUGGUUACCUUCUCGGACUUCCUGUGGACAUGGACUCGAUCGUUGUUAAUGUUGGUCUUCGUUCAGAUUAUUUUGCAACAGCAACAACAGAUUCAAACUCUGUUAUUGCUAAGCAUGCGGAGCAGUCAGGUGUUCCUGUUGCUCUGAACUUCUCCACUAGCACGGGGCGGGUGAACUGCCACUUCAAGCUCACGUCACUAUUGGGGCACAUCAUUCGCCUCUCUCUCACUGCCCUGCAGAUUGAACCUGACAAUUGUGUUACAGAUUCACUCCAUAUCUAUGAUUCUCUCAUGCCCAUCAGAAGUAGGAAUUUAUACCGAGCCUGUGAAUCCUUUGGUUCUUUCCCAGUUUCUUUUGUAUCAACUGGCAAUGGCAUGUUUCUAUCACUCAAAUCCCUCAGAGUUCAUGGAAAGAAAGAAAUAAAGGGAUACUUUGAAGCAAUCCCCAAGAAAAAAUUUGAAAAUACUAUACUUUCCAUGGAUGGAAUGAGAUUGGAGGGAAACAUAACUAGUCCAUAUUAUCCAAGUUAUUACCCUCUAAAAUGUAGUUCCACGUGGAUAUUUAAGACUUCUACGCCUUUUGGAUUAGCGUUGAAAUUUCAGAACUAUACCUUGAAGGAAAAGGGAUUUGAACCAUGUGAUCAUGGCUGGUGGAAAAUAAAUGAAAAAAUGUACUGCGGUUAUCAAAUAGAUUACCAGACAGUUUUCCACAUAGCUAAUUUUCUGGUUAGUAUCACAUUCCAGUGCAGUGGAAAACAAUCAAGCAAGGCAUUUCUGGCUGAGUACAGCAGCUACAACAUCAGUCAACCUUGUCCUAAUGGAUAUUAUGUCUGCUCCACUGGUCUGUGCAUCCGACAGUCUCAACGUUGUGAUGGAUCAGAUGACUGCUUUGAUGAAAGUGAUGAAGUAUUUUGUUCUCUACCGCCAAAGGUGUGCAACACAAGUUCUCCACAUCACCACUACUUCAGCUGUGAUGGAGUCAAAGACUGUGAGAAUGGUACUGAUGAACUAAAUUGCACAGACUCUGUGCCCUGUACAAACAUCACCUAUAAAUGUAAGAAUAAUGUGUGUAUUCAGAAGAAAAAUGCUAAAUGUGAUGGAACAAUAGACUGCUUGGAUGGAAGUGAUGAAAUGAGUUGUGAUUGCGGCAAUAAAAUACGGCACGGAAGCCGAAUUGUAGGAGGAUCCAAUGCGAAAGACGGAGAGUGGCCUUGGCAAGUCAGCCUUCACUUUUCUGGAUCACCUUACUGUGGUGCAUCAGUAAUAACAAAGGAGUGGCUUUUAUCUGCAGGACACUGCUUUCAAGGGGAAAAAAUGUCUGAUCCCAGACCAUGGAUAGCUCAUUUAGGAAUGCAUACUCAAGGAAAUGCAAAGUUUAAAAGUGAGCUCAAAAGGAUUCUUGUCCAUGAAUACUACAAUGGCCGGAACUUUGACUAUGACAUUUCACUGCUGAAACUGAAAACGCCUUGGCCAGACAGACCAACAGCAACAAUCCAACCAAUCUGUGUUCCUUCACUGGCUCAAAUGGUACCAAAUGGAGAGAGAUGCUGGGUAACUGGCUGGGGUCAAAAACAAGAAAGAGGUAACAGUGAUCCUACUGUUCUUCAACAAGCAGAGGUUGAGAUCAUAAACCAGUCGCUCUGUCGUUCCGCCUAUGGACUCAUCACUCCACGUAUGAUGUGUGCAGGAUUGCUAUCUGGGAAAAGAGAUGCUUGUCGUGGUGAUUCUGGAGGACCAUUGUCUUGUCAAGAGAAAGUUGGUGGCAGAUGGUUUCUAACUGGCAUUGUGAGCUGGGGUCAUGGAUGUGGAAGACCACAUUUUCCUGGAGUCUACACAAGAGUGUCAAAGUUCGCUACAUGGAUCCAACAGCAUGUCUCUGCCUUGCCAAAAACUGAUGGUGUUACAUAGUUACGUAGGAGUCACUAUUAAUACUUCAAAAGAUUACAUAUUCAUCAACGAGAUAAUAAAGUAAACCCAACCAUUUAAAAUUAUAUUUAUACAAGAAUACAAUAUCCAGAAUCAUUGUCGAUUGUGAAAAUUAUACCAUGUCUAUUUAUGUAGAAUGCUUAAUAUAUUAUGUACCACACAUUGCUGGUGUCUUUUUUAAUAUAUUUAAAUUGAUAUAACUCUCCCAAUCACAAAUUAUUUACUGAUGUGCACAUAUUCUCCUACAACUGAGAUUAUUCAACCCAUUGAGUGUAUACCAGCUCUGAAAACAAUCCCAUUUCUCUGUUUCUUGUGCUGUAACCCAUUUUCUCUCACCUGCCCAUUAACUGUAGACAAAUAACAGCAGUGCAUUUUCUAGAUGGUACAUAUUGUGCACAGGUAAGUGAGGACUGUAUAUGUAAGGAAGUGACGGUGUAUUAAUCAAGUACGUUGCUUUUUCUAGCACGAUGUUGUUCACACAGUGCUUAUUAAAGUAAGUGGUGAAUAUUCCAUCACAGCUCUGACAUAUCACUUGUAAAUAGUGGAAAAAAGGACCAAUAUCAGGAUGUAACUCGCUCACCACAGGAUAUCCAGUUUCUGAUCUGCUCUUGUGGCCACAGUCUUUGUGUGGCUGGUUAAUUGAGUUUCUGGUGAUGAUCCCAGGCUGUUGAUGCUGGUGCACUUGGCAAUGGUGAUACCAUUCAAAGUCAAGAAUUACUAUCUUGUCAAGAAUGUCAUUGGCUCUUUUUUGUUGGGAAUGUUUCUUGCAUCUUGCAGUUUGUGCACAAAUCUUGUCUAGAUUCUGCUGCACGUACUUAUAGACUGCUUCAAGUGCUAAAGAGUUUUGAACAGCAUUGGAUCUUAUGUAAUCAUCAGUGAAUGUCCCCUCUUUGGUCACAACUGAAGAUGGUUGGCCCUUGGACAAUGCCCUGAGAGACUCCUGCUUUGAUGUUCUGGGCUGGGAUAAUAGUACAAUCACAACCAUACAAUAUAUAUUAAUGAUCUGGAUGAGGGAAUUGAAGGCAAUAUCUCCAAGUUUGCGGAUGACACUAAGCUGGGGGGCAGUGUUAGCUGUGAGGAGGAUGCUAGGAGACUGCAAGGUGACUUGGAUAGGCUGGGUGAGUGGGAAAAUGUUUGGCAGAUGCAGUAUAAUGUGGAUAAAUGUGAGGUUAUCCAUUUUGGUGGCAAAAACGGGAAAUCUAAAUGGUGGCCGAUUGGGAAAGGGGGAGAUGCAGCGAGACCUGGGUGUCGUGGUACACCAGUCAUUGAAGGUAGGCAUGCAGGUGCAGCAGGCAGUAAAGAAAGCGAAUGGUAUGUUAGCUUUCAUUGCAAAAGGAUUUGAGUAUAGGAGCAGGGAGGUUCUACUGCAGUUGUACAGGGUCUUGGUGAGACCACACCUGGAGUAUUGCGUACAGUUUUGGUCUCCAAAUCUGAGGAAGGACAUUAUUGCCAUAGAGGGAGUGCAGAGACGGUUCACCAGACUGAUUCCUGGGAUGUCAGGACUGUCUUAUGAAGAAAGACUGGAUAGACUUGGUUUAUACUCUCUAGAAUUUAGAAGAUUGAGAGGGGAUCUUAUAGAAACUUACAAAAUUCUUAAGGGGUUGGACAGGCUAGAUGCAGGAAGAUUGUUCCCGAUGUUAGGGAAGUCCAGGACAAGGGGUCACAGCUUAAGGAUAAGGGGGAAAUCCUUUAAAACCGAGAUGAGAAGAACUUUUUUCACACAGAGAGUGGUGAAUCUCUGGAACUCUCUGCCACAGAGGGUAGUUGAGGCCAGUUCAUUGGCUAUAUUUAAGAGGGAGUUAGAUGUGGCCCUUGUGGCUAAGGGGAUCAGGGGGUAUGGCGAGAAGGCAGGUACGGGAUACUGAGUUGGAUGAUCAGCCAUGAUCAUAUUGAAUGGCGGUGCAGGCUCGAAGGGCCGAAUGGCCUACUCCUGCACCUAAUUUCUAUGUUUCUAUCUUUGAGUUUUACUCCAACAGUUAGAAUGUUUUUCCCUUUGAUGCUACUAACUUCAUUUUAACCAAUAUGUAUUGUUACUGCACUCGGCUAAAUGCUGCUUUUUUUUGGUUCAGCCUUUUAAGGAAACUCU
Molecule: messenger RNA, 6670 nt
Organism: Leucoraja erinaceus (little skate)
Lineage: Eukaryota; Metazoa; Chordata; Chondrichthyes; Rajiformes; Rajidae
Gene: tmprss7
Product: transmembrane serine protease 7
Exons: 18
Coding region: 2044-4566 (840 amino acids)
Biological process (GO): proteolysis
Molecular function (GO): protein binding; serine-type endopeptidase activity
Source: RefSeq, a predicted model, not a curated record